AUCAACAUUAACCUAGAAUUUUCAAAUGAAAACAAAUAUUUGAUUACGUUACAAUUUAUGCUACGACUGCUUUUCUCAUUACUCAUUUAUUCUUCAUAGCACCGGAAUAAUCUUUAGUAGUUGAAAAGAAUGUUAUGUUGAAUUUUCACAGUUUAUUGAGUUGGUGGUUCCUUGAGUUGAUAUUACAAGAACUAUGUUAUUUUUUAAACUGUUUUUAUUAGUUUUCAUAACAACACAUACAUCUGCUGAAAAUAAAAGACCUACUAUAUUAAUAUCUAUAUUAGCUAGAAAUAAGGCUCAUACACUGCCAUAUUUCCUAAGUUACCUUGAGAACUUGAACUAUCCAAAAGAUAGGUUGUCAUUAUGGAUACAAAGUGAUCAUAAUAGUGAUGCAACCAUAGAAAUACUGGAAACUUGGAUUUCUUCGGUUCAAAAUAAAUAUCAUUCCAUAAAAAAAGAUUUUAUUGUUACUCCUCUUCGAUAUGAGGGAGAAAUAGGUUUUGCACAUUGGACAGAAGAACGAUUUCAAUAUAUAAUCUCAUUGAGAGAAUCAGCACUUGAAUAUGCUAGGAGUUUGUGGGCUGAUUAUUAUUUGACCCUGGACUGUGAUGUCUUCUUAACCAAUCCUGAAACUUUAAAUUAUCUCUUAUCGAAAGAUUUUGUAGUAGUGGCUCCAAUGCUCAGAUCAGCUGAAUUAUAUUCAAACUUUUGGCACGGAAUGACAAGUGACUAUUAUUAUUACAGAACUGAAGAAUACAAACCGAUUUUAUAUAGAGAAAAUAAGGGUUGCUUAGAUGUUCCUAUGAUACAUUCUUGUGUUCUCGUCAAUCUGAAAAAAACACAGUCUGAUUAUUUAACCUAUGUUCCUAAUAAAGUUGCCCACUUUGAUGGCCCUACUGAUGAUAUAAUAACAUUUGCAAUUAGUGCUAAUCGUAGCAACAUACCUCUUAAAUUAUGUAAUGAAGAAGUGUUUGGCUUCAUAACAACUCCUAUAGAGAAAGAAGAUAACGUUGAGAUUGAUAAGGAACAGGUGACUAAUAUAAAAAUGGAAAUAUUAACUUAUGAAGAGAAUUUACUAGUGUCAAAAGUAUUGAAGAAAUAUGUAAAGUUUCCUAGUAAGGAUUUGAUGGGAUUUGAUAGAAUUUUCAUGAUCAAUUUGUUGCGAAGACCUGAAAGGAGAAGGAGAAUGGUUCAGUGUUUUGAUGAGUUAGGUUUAGAUGUGACAAUUAUUGAUGCUGUCGAUGGCAGAGAACUGAAUGAUACUACUUUGAAGAGCAUUUCAUUCAUGCCAGAUUUUAUUGAUCCGUAUCAUAAAAGACCAAUGACUUUGGGUGAAAUAGGAUGUUUUUUGAGUCAUUAUAACAUCUGGAAAGAGAUUGUAGCAAAUAAGUAUGAGAAGACACUAGUGUUGGAAGACGAUAUAAGGUUUGAACCUUAUUUCCGAUUGAAAGUGAAAAAUCUUAUGAAUGAGAUUAAUGUGAGACCAGAUUGGGAUUUGAUAUAUUUUGGCAGAAAACGUCUUCAAGAGAACGAUGAGCCUUGGGUGGAAGGUUCCUAUUUCCUAGUCCAGGCUGGAUAUUCCUACUGGACCUUAGGAUAUGCCUUGAGCUACAGAGGAGCCAAGAAAUUAUUAGACGCUGAUCCUUUAUCACGUCUUGUUCCAGUUGAUGAAUACCUUCCGAUUUUGUUCGAUAAACAUCCCCAAACAAACUACAAAAAAUAUUUUCCGCAGAGAGAUCUUGUUGCCUUAUCUGUGGCACCAUUGCUCUUAUAUCCCACUCACUAUACUGGCGAAGACGGCUACGUAAGUGAUACAGAAGAUUCUAAAAUUAUAAAGAGGCCAGGUAGGGAAGAACUAUGAACAAAAACAAGAUAAGUCACUGAUACACCUGAUUAAUGUACACAUAUGCUUGAGAUGUUCAAUUUGAAUUAAUGAAGGAAAAAGUAGCAUUUUUUUCGAUUCUUUACGUGCAAUUAAUAUGAUUUUUGUAUAUUCAUCGAUAUAUUCCACUGUGAAGUAUUCAUCCUGAAUCACAUUUACUAAAAGACUUUCAAAAUCAUGACUCAAAAUAAAAUAAAUAUCAUUUGAAACUUUGAACUUUUGAGAAUGUUUCAGAAUUCUUUGCUAUUAAUUAAUAUUUGAUUUAUUUUAUUAUUACAAGUUAAUAUAAUUUCUCUAGAGUGUUAGAACUCGAAUGUUAUAAUGUAAUGUUAUAAUUACUGAUUUGAGUGCCAUAUUUUUAAUAUAUUUAUUCACAGUUUAAUUUGGGUGCCAUAUAACUGCCUGCCAUGUAUUUUUGAAAAUAAUCAAAGUUAACAUGUUAACUUGUGCCUUCACAAUUUUAUUACUGAAAAACUUUUCACUUUUACUAUACUGAUAUUUUCUUAAUAAAUAAUUUUGAGAAAA
Harmonia axyridis is the source of this 2407-nucleotide messenger RNA. RefSeq names its product glycosyltransferase 25 family member. The transcript has 7 exons. Lineage: Eukaryota; Metazoa; Arthropoda; Insecta; Coleoptera; Coccinellidae. The coding region runs from base 194 to 1861 and encodes 555 amino acids. The record is from RefSeq and is a predicted model, not a curated record. Gene Ontology annotation, molecular function: procollagen galactosyltransferase activity.